This is a messenger RNA of Gambusia affinis (western mosquitofish), 1633 nucleotides long. RefSeq names its product crystallin, beta A1a (gene cryba1a). The transcript has 6 exons. The record is from RefSeq and is a predicted model, not a curated record. Gene Ontology annotation, biological process: lens development in camera-type eye; visual perception. The coding region runs from base 459 to 1241 and encodes 260 amino acids. Lineage: Eukaryota; Metazoa; Chordata; Actinopteri; Cyprinodontiformes; Poeciliidae. Gene Ontology annotation, molecular function: structural constituent of eye lens.
GUUUCAGGGGCGGAGCUUCAGGGGAGCUGGGGGUGCGGCGGCCCCGGAUGAGAGGCAGAAUGUGACAACAGGGAUUUUAUCAAAUCUGAUGAGAGCUGGUGAAAGCGGCCUGCUCCUGUUGAGUAUGGUGCAUGUUGGAUUAUGUUGUAUGACACCCCAGUUGAUUAUAUAGUAGGUUGCCCCAGUCAUUGUUGCUAAAAACUUUACAAGACCGACUAAUUUUAGUGACUUAGUGGGUGUAAAAUAUUGAAUAAAAUGUUGAGCCUCAUGUCUGGCCUUAUUUUCACUCUUACAUUUACGACACACAAAAAACAAGUGGAUCGUCCAUGUUGUCUCCUAGUGUAUUCUGGGUAAAACUUGUCACCAGCCUUCUACCAACGUCAUCAUCAGUCACUUGGCAACAAAUGGGAAACUAGCUUGAGCAUUUUUACGGACUAAGUUAACACGAGUGGAGCUCCAUGGAGCGGCAAAGAGAAAAGGAUAGAAAAAACAGAGCAGGGAAAAGCCAAAAACUGGAAGCAUAUUUUGUUCCUCAUCUUGGACAUGAACUGAACUUUUUUGUUGGCAGUGAUUCAGACCCGCCAAAACUGCCAGCCCAGCGAAGGAGCCGGACUAGUUACAGGCAAAUCUUCACUGAAAUCCACAGUAGCAUGGCUCUAAAUAAUCCCACCCCGCUGGGACCAUGGAAGAUCACAGUUUAUGACCAGGAAAACUUCCAGGGCAAACGUCUUGAGUUCACCUCGGCCUGCCAGAACAUCAUGGAGUGCAGCAUCGACAACAUCCGCUCCCUCAAGGUGGAGUGUGGAGCCUGGGCAGGAUAUGAGCACUCCAGCUUCUGUGGACAACAGUUUGUGCUGGAGAGAGGAGAGUAUCCUCACUGGGAGUCGUGGAGUGGCAGCAACGCCUAUCACAUUGAGCGGAUGAUGUCCUUCCGGCCCAUCUGCUCCGCUAACCACAAGGAGUCCAAGAUGGUUCUGUUUGAGAGGGAGAACUUCAUAGGUCGCCAGUGGGAGAUAAACGAUGACUACCCCUCCCUGCAGGCCAUGGGCUGGAGCAACAAUGAGAUCGGAUCUAUGCAAGUUCAGAGCGGAGCCUGGGUUUGCUACCAAUUCCCAGGUUACCGUGGUUACCAAUACAUCAUGGAGUGCGACCGGCAUGGUGGUGAAUACAAACACUACAGAGAGUGGGGCUCCCAUGCUCAGUCCUUCCAGGUGCAGUCGCUGCGUCGGAUCCAGCAAUGAGGCCUGCAGCCGCCUCUCCCUACCACUCACUCUUCACCUCCUCUUCUUUCUUCUCCCCUCAUUCAUCUUCAUCCAUUCACCCUGUCAUUCCUGCACCUUUUGGGGUUUCCCAAUUGAGAAGCUAACACAAUGUUUGUUUUGUUGCCAAAUAAAAAAGCACUUACAAAGGAUUGAGAGGAGAGAAAAAAAAACUGACAAUGAAGAGAAGCUCUGGACUGAUGCCCCAUGAGGAAAGAAGAAAAGGGAAGUAAAAAUCCUCGCAGUGGCAACAGAGCAGCGGAGUCACUCAGGCAUUGCUGUGUAACUUCACAUGUUUGUGGGUCACUAUGGUGAUGCCGGUGAUGAAAACAGAAAGAAUGGGCAACUUAAAAUAAACACAAACUCAAACAGUC